AAUCCCCUGGUCCGAUAUCAAUUUACUUCCCAUUGGCCCUUUAUUACUUAUGUGGAGUGGCCUAAAUCAGAAAAUUAAUUGGGGAGGCCCAAAUCUCCUCCUACUCCACCUCGUCGCUGCCCCCUUCUUCUUUAACCAUUCUUUCCCCCAAAUUAAGAAUUGAAGACAAAACCCUAGCCCUUCUCUCCUCUUCCUCGGCGCAAAUCUCCGCUCCACCGGCCGACGGAGCGUCUCCUGCCCUAGUCCUCGUCAUCCUCGGUCGCCGGCGUCUCGUAUUGGCGGAAGUUCCGCCGUCGCCAUUCUGCUGCAGAGAGCGACUCCAAACGGAGACGGUCGCAGCGGCGUUCCCUCCGUCGCCGGUGGCCUCCCACGACGUCUUCCUCUCUACUUCUCUCAAAUUCUUCCCCCCUCAUAACUCUCUUUCUUUUCUCGAGAAUCUGCCGCCGCCACCGUGGGGGUUCAGCCAUCGCCAUCCGUGUACACUCAGGCGGCGGAUCUCCGGCCUUCUCACGACUCAUACAACCGCCCUUUCCCAACGCCUCUACGGCCACUGCCUCCUUGCUCCCGAGAGGUAAGGAUGUGUUAUUCCAAUUUGCAACGCUGAGUUGAGGCCUUAUGAAGGUCAAAAAUUUUCUUCACUUGAGGAGGGAAUUUCCUUUUAUGAAAAGUAUGCUCAAGAGGCUUAUUUUGAUUGUCGAAGAUUUGGAAAUAUGUCUAGUGGUGGUGUUAUUACUUUUCAGUAUGUUAUUUGCAACAGACAAGGUUUUCAUACAGUUGAUCCGUUGGAUGUCGAUGUAAGUAUAUCUGAGGAUGUGAACGUGUCAGAUGAUGAUAAAGUAACUUCAAAGAAGAAACAUAGACGUGGCACAAAAAGGUGUGGAUGUGGAGCAAGGAUCGAUUUCAAGUUUUUUUUUCUGAUUGUCGUGUUAAAUAUUAUCUUGUGCAUCAAUUCAUUGAAGAACACAAUCAUGCUAUGGUUGACAAAGAUCAUAUCGAUUUAUGAAAGGAAAUCGCAGUAUGAAUGAUGUUCAUCACAAGUUUGUUGAAGAUUGCACCAAAGCUAACAUCGGUCCUACUUCAACUUUCAACUUAUUAAAGGAGUUUUUGGGUGGUUAUGAUGUUGUUGGGUGUAUGUUGAAUGAUGUUGUUGGGUGUACGUUGAAUGAUGUUAGGAAUUGUUCUCGUGAUAUUAAAGAGAAACUGAAAGAAGUCGAUGUUCAAAUGACCCUAAAUCAGAUGCAAGAGAAGAAGAGAAUUUGUGAAGGUUUUUUUACAAAUAUCAAUUAUCACUUGAUGAUAAUAAGUUAGUGAGCUUAUUUUGGUCUGAUACUGAGUCUCGGAAACAUUACCAUAUGUUUGGAGAUGUUGUAGCAUUUGAUACAACAUAUUCGACAAACAGGUAUCGUAUGGUGUUUGAUCUAUUUACCGGGAAAGACAAUCACAUGUGUCCUAUUGCAUUUGGAGCUGGUUUCGUAUCCAGUGAGAAUUGUGAUGCAUUCUCAUGGCUUUUCACUGUGUUUGUUGAAUGCAUGGGUGUUGCUCCAAGGAUCAUAAUUACAUACCAAGAUUGGAGAAUGAGGCUUGCAUUUGAGAAGGUAUUAUCUAGUACAAGGCAUCGCUUGUGCAUGUGGCAUAUUAUGAGCAAGUUGUUUGAGAAAAUACUUAAAUCUUUUUCUGAUAGAGAAAAGUUUAGUAAGGAGUUUAAGACUUGUGUUUGGUCAGAAUUGUUAGAUCUAGAUGAGUUUGACAUAUUAUGGACUGGUAUUGUUGAAAAAUAUGGUGUGGAAGAUCAUAAAUGGUUUAAGGACAUGUUUGUGAAUUGCUAUUAGACAUUUGUGAAUCCCAACCUACUUUAGAGAUGUUCCUAUGGGUUCUUUAAUGAGAACACCAUCUUUUUCAGAAUCUGAAAACAGAUUUUUUAAGAGGUACUCAAAACCGUUGUUUAAUUUUGCUGACUUCACUCUUCAGUAUAAUAAUGCCAUUGAUGCUCAAAGGAAUCAACCUAAAAGGCUUGACUAUUAUGAUUCUAUAAUCUCUCCAAAAUAUGCCACUAAUUUAGCAUUUGAGAAGCAAUUGGCAUCUGUAUACAUGGAUAGGAUGUUUAGAGUGGUACAAGAAUUGAUUUUUGAGGCUGAUAAGAGUUGUCGGAUGAUUAACAUGUCCACUUUGGAGAACAUCGAGGUCUUUAAAGUUUCUGAUGCUAGAAAGAAGACCAUCACAGUUACAUAUGAGAUAGAGAAUGAGUCAUUUGAUUGUGAGUGUAAACUAUUUGAAAGGUGUGGUUAUCUAUGCAACCACCUUUUCUUCGUCUUCAGAAACAAAGAUGUCAACAAUAUUCCAGAUAAGUAUGUUGGUAACCAGUGGCUGAAAAGUGAAUUAUUGAAGGCAGUUCAUGGUCUCACGAGUGAUGAAAGUGCGUCUGACAAAGGUUCUAACGAAGAUGACAAGCUACAGAUUGGUAACAGGUGUCAUGGACGUUACUUUGGUCUAUAUCAACGCGCUUUUAAGAAUAAAAAUCAUCUGAUUGCAUUGGAUAAUUUGCUUGCGGGUAUUGGUCCUCAAAUUUUUACUGAUGACACUACUGGAUCUUCAUCAGUUGAUACAAAUGAUUCCAUCAAGAACAUAUAUGGUAUUGCUGUACUAGAAGAAAUAACUGCACAUGCUCCAGAUGUGGUUAGUACAAAGUGAGGUGCAAGUGAUAAGAAAAGCAGGAUUAAGUCGAGCAUAGAGAAAGCAAUUGAAAAAACAAGUAAACUUCAUAGGCGUUGUGGAAAGUGUCAUAAAGUGACUGAUCAUAAUGCCAGGAGUUGUGGCAGAAAGUAGACAUAAUUGUUCUUUUUUAACAAACAGAGUUGUUUUUUAGUUUUAACAUAUGUUACAAGUUAUUGACAUUUUCUUAUUAGUUGUUGAUAUUUAAUUUUGCA
Messenger RNA from Salvia splendens (bonfire salvia), 2924 nucleotides. Its product is annotated as protein FAR1-RELATED SEQUENCE 12-like. The record is from RefSeq and is a predicted model, not a curated record. Gene Ontology annotation, molecular function: zinc ion binding. Bases 1867 to 2688 code for a protein of 273 amino acids. The transcript is spliced from 4 exons. Gene Ontology annotation, biological process: regulation of DNA-templated transcription. Lineage: Eukaryota; Viridiplantae; Streptophyta; Magnoliopsida; Lamiales; Lamiaceae.